GAAGAGGAAAAUCAUAUGAAAGGGAAAAGAAAAGACUUUUACAUACUUAGAAUAGGUUUAGAGAAUGAAGGUUGGUUUGAUCCAUGGGCUUUACUCUCUGCAUUCAAAAAGAAAGCAAUUUCACUAGGCACCGAUUACGUGCAUGGAGAAGUGAUAGGAUUUGAAUUUGAAGAUAGACGCACAGUGAUUGAUGAAACUUUAGAUCCUACUAUUCGAACUAAUUAUAUGUAUAUAAAAGAUGAAGUUGGUGAGGUGCACUGUGUUGAAUUUGCUUACCUGGUAAUUGCUGCGGGCCCAUAUUCUGCUGAUGUUGCACAAAUGUUGCAUAUUGGUUUGGGACCAGGGUUGUUAAGAGUACCUCUUCCUAUUGAACCAAGGAAAAGGUAUGUUUAUGUUGUUAAUUGUGACAAUGGACCUGGAAUAGACAUGCCACUUAUAGUUGAUUCUUCGGGUACUUACGUGCGUCGAGAAGGAUUAGGUGGCAAAUAUAUUUGUGGAAGAUCACCAUCUCCUAAUGAAGAGCCGGAUAUCAGCACCUUAGAAGUAGACUAUAAUUUUUUUGAAAAAUCUGUUUGGCCGGUACUGGCACAUCGAAUACCAGCAUUCGAAGCAAUUAAAAUAUCAAGUGCAUGGGCUGGGUAUUAUGAUUAUAACACAUUUGACCAAAAUGCUUUGUUUGGAUGUCAUCCUUAUUUCCCAAACAUUUACUUUGCAACUGGUUUCAGUGGUCAUGGCAUUCAAAUGGCUCCUGCUAUUGGACGGGCUAUGAUGGAACUGUUAAUAGAUAAAGCAUAUGUUACCAUUGACAUGUCAAGGUUCCAUUUGUACCGUAUUUUUAAUGAGGAGCCUUUAUAUGAAAAAAAUAUUGUUUAACAUUUUUCAUAAUAAUUAUUAAAUAUUUUAUUUCUAAUCAGUAAA
Messenger RNA from Stegodyphus dumicola, 918 nucleotides. Its product is annotated as FAD-dependent oxidoreductase domain-containing protein 1-like. NCBI's taxonomy places the organism in Eukaryota, Metazoa, Arthropoda, Arachnida, Araneae, Eresidae. Gene Ontology annotation, biological process: mitochondrial respiratory chain complex I assembly. The record is from RefSeq and is a predicted model, not a curated record. Gene Ontology annotation, cellular component: cytoplasm.